AUGAAUGGUUAGGUUCCAGGGUACAUCAUCCCGAAAAACCACCUACGGUUCCAUUUCUUUGGCCUGCUUUAUUGUAAUGCGCAUCACCGUGGUUCCAACAGCUCUCAUCCGCCCUGCUUCUGCCCUGGGAUUUCUUUCCCUACUUCGAAAAGCAACAACAACAAUCACAAAAAAUCAACAAGGUCAUCAAAUUGACCACACUGUCCGAUUAUUAUCGUUCCCUCAACAGCUUCCGACUACUACGAGUAAAUUUUCUCUGUCGCCUACCAUACAACACGCAAUGGCAAGCCUCAAUGUCCAGACCCCCAGCACCAUCCCCGCUCCCACAACCCUCCUCACCCUCCCCGCCGAGAUCCUCAUCCAAAUCAGCGGCAACCUGUGCAUCCACUGCCGCCAUCCCCGCAUCGGCGAAAUCCCCCACGACGAAGCCGCCAGCGCGAUUCACGACCAAAGCGCGCUCGCCAGUCUCAGCGCGUCCUCCAGACACCUGCGCGCUGCCACCCAGCCGGUCCUCUUCCACUUCUUCCACUCGCUCGCCGGCCACGCCGACACCCGCCGGCGCCUCGCCCGCUUCGUGCGCACCCUCCACCGCCGCCGCGACCUGGCCGCAUCCGUCCGGAGCCUGGUCCUCUGGACGCCCAACGACUACCUCCUGUACGUCCCGCACGAGGAACAGCUGGUGCUCGCGGUCAGGGACGACGACGACGACCACACGCUCCGGCAGUACGGCUCGCUCGACGACCUGCAGGACCUCGCGAUCACGCUCGCGCCGGGCGUCACGACGUGGAGGGACUGGACGCAUCCGAUGGAAGGGCUCCGGCACGUGGUGCUGGUUGGGUGGCGCAAGGGCUGGCCCCGGGAGGAGUACUCGUUCCAUGUCAAGGAGGCUCGGGCGUUUCUACGGUGCGCGAGGAACCUGGAGAGUCUUGUCGCGGCCGACUGCGGCGCCGACGGGCCUGACCCGCACCAAUGGGUGGGCGGCCGCGAUGGCUUGAAGGCGUUGCCGUGGGAUGUGGAGUUGCCCCGGUUGAGGAAGCUGUCCAUCAGCGGCGAGAAUAUUGGCGUCGAGGAGGCCGAGGCUAUCGUCCGGCACAGUACCGUGUUUGAGGAUUUGGAAUUGUUCCAGGGCGGCGUGACGUUUGGACGGCCUGUGCUAGAUCCAGAAAGGCACCUGGGCACUGCGAAGGAGACGCUGAAGAGGUUGUGUUAUUCGGCCUUUCCGAUUAAGGCAAGGUUGACGCAAGAUGAUGUUUGUGAGGGCGAGGAGUAUGACGGGACCGAUGAAGAUGAUGACGAGGACUACUUUGACCCUACUUGGCAUAGGCUCGGGGGGUUUGAGGCUGGCCUUUCGCUGAAGGAUUUCUCUGCUCUUGAGACGCUGGAGCUGGAGCAGCUUGUAUUGUACGGGCCGGUGUUUGAGGAGCCCGACAACGUGGAGAGCGACCGUAGCUGUGAGGCGGUGACGACGGACGAGUUUCUGGCAAAGCUUCCGCCAUCGCUGGUGCGUCUUCGCCUGGGUUGCAUUUUCUACUGGCCGAUUGUGUUCAGGGAUAUUCUGGCCAUGGCCCGAGAGCGUGCCCGUUUUCCGAAGCUUGGGUCUGUUACGCUUGAGGUCCGAAGAAUACCGCCGAGGGAGGAUCUCGACUGUCUGGUCGAAACAUUCCGGGAGAUGCUCCUCGAGGACCCGACCUGCGACGCCACGUCGAUUCUCGCCAAGGCGGGCGACACAGUCGUGGGCCUAUACGUCGGUUCCGAGAUACGCAAGCCGUCCGCGGCACCCCUCCUGGAGCGCUUCAACGAGUUCGCCCCCGGGAACAUCAACAGCGUCCCGAGUCGCCAGGCCAGUGCUCAGGUCUGCGGCCCAGCGGGCAAGCGGUCGGCUGCGCACACCUUCGGCGUCAUCUACGACACGACCGGCCCUGUCGACGCCGUGCGCGACGCCAUUGCCCAAUGGACCAAGGCUGAGUGCCUGUCGGGCUUCGGCGCCUCCGAGACGUGGAAGGAUCAAAAGUUCAAGAUCAUCCCGGCUAUCGCCAUGACCAUGGGCGCAGACGCCGUGCUCCACGCCAACGCCACCAGCAGCGGCAACUCGAGUUACUCAACUCUGGCUGCCGAGAGACGCAGCCACGGCAGAAUCGCCAGUCAGCACCUGCGACCGGACCAGUCGCCCAACCCGGCAAGCCACCCGUUCCGCGUCAGUGCUGUCGGCACCACGCUCGAGGCCCGCGCCGACUGCAAAGUUGCGCGCGUCGAGUCCGGCGACGGCUGCUGGUCCAUGGCCCAGCGGAGGUGCAACCCCAAGAUCUCGGUUGACGACUUUUACAAGUACAACGGCGGCAGUGACAAGAUCUGCGGCUCUAUGAAGCCCGGCGACUACGUCUGCUGCUUGCCAGGCACCAUGCCGAACAUGGAUCCCAAGCCGAACACCGAUGGCACGUGCAAGUACGUGCAGGUCCAGCAAGGCGACACCUGCGACAGCACUGCCGAGAGCCGCUGCCCCGAGCGGGUCAGCCUCGGCCAGCUCGCCAAGUUCAACGGCGGCAGCCAGUCCUUCUGCGCCAACCUCAAGCUCAAGUCGGUAGUCUGCUGCUCCCAGGGCACCAAGCCCGACCUGCGGCCCAAGAAGAACCCCGACGGCUCGUGCGCCACCCAUGUCGUCCGGAAGGACGAGCUCUGCUUCGACAUCCAGGAGAAGUAUCUGCUAGAGCAGGGCGACAUCGAGAAGUUCAACCGGAAGAAGACGUGGGGCUUCACCGAGUGCAGGGAGAUGAAGCAGGACAUGAUCGUCUGCAUCAGCGACGGCAAUCCGCCCCUCCCCGCUGCCAUCGAUAACGCCCUCUGUGGUCCCCAGAAGCCCGGCACCGUUCGUCCUACCAACGGCACCGACCUGGCCGCCCUGAACCCGUGCCCGCUCAACGUCUGCUGUAAUACCUGGGGUCAGUGCGGGACCGCUAUCGACUUCUGUAUCGACACCACGGUCGAUGGGGCCCCCGCCACCGCCGCGAAGGACACGUACGGCUGCAUCUCCAACUGUGGCAUGGAUAUUGUCAACAACAAACAGGCGCCGGCCAAGUUUGAGCGCAUCGCGUACUUUGAGGCCUGGAAUCACAACCGCCCGUGCUGUUACCGACCGCACACCAUCAUCCACCUCGCCUUUGGCUGGAUCAACGAAGACUUCACCGCCAGCGUCAAGGACGCCGAGGAGCAGUUUGAGAAGUUCGUCAAGACGGGCACCAAGCUCAAGCAGGUCCUUUCUUACGGAGCCUGGGCCUUUUCCAACGAGCAUCCCACCAGCCACAUCAUCCGCCGGGCCGUCCGGCCUGAGAACCGUCUCGUCUUUGCUACCAACGUCGUUGACUUUGUCAAGACGCACAGUCUGGCUGGUGUUGACUUCGACUGGGAAUAUCCCGGUGCCGACGACAUCGAAGGCGCCGAUCCGGGGACUACCGAGGACGGCAACAACUAUCUGGAGUUUCUAAAGAUGGUGGUCGACUAUAUUGUCUAUAUGACGUACGAUCUGUAUGGCCAGUGGGACGUCGGCAACAAGUACGCUGCCGAGGAUUGCGAACUGGGCAACUGCACCAACACGUCUGGAUAUAUCUCCGAGGCCGAGAUCUGCCAGCUGAAGAAGAUCUACGACAGCAUCGGCGGUGAGUACUACGAUUACUACGACUAG
Messenger RNA from Chaetomium strumarium, 3676 nucleotides. RefSeq lists its product as uncharacterized. NCBI's taxonomy places the organism in Eukaryota, Fungi, Ascomycota, Sordariomycetes, Sordariales, Chaetomiaceae. Gene Ontology annotation, biological process: carbohydrate metabolic process. Gene Ontology annotation, molecular function: chitin binding. The record is from RefSeq and is a predicted model, not a curated record. The coding region runs from base 5 to 3676 and encodes 1223 amino acids. The transcript is spliced from 6 exons.